UGAUUGUCUUAUAUAAUGUAUAGCCAUGUUACUAAGAAUCACAAGCCAACUUUCCUCUACUCACCGCCUAGUUGUCUCUUCAUCUUCCUUAGAUUCACUUCCUUUUUCUUUGUCUUCUUCUCUCCAAAAGCCCUCUUUGUGUAGACAGGAAUCUUUUAGCAUACAGGCAGCACAGAUAGAUCUUUCAGUGCUGUACAUUUGACCAACUUAGUUUUAUCUCUACUCUCAUAUUACACACUAUAUAUAAUUAGGACUCUCAAUAUAUAAAGGUGAACAUGCAGAUUUUUCAAUGGCUCUUCAAGGUGACACCGGAACAACCAAGAGAUGUUAUUUUAUCUCCUAUGAACAAUGGAAAAGACGCUAAAUCAAAAGAUAUAAUCUUGUAUAAGCAUCGAAGAAGAUCGAAGAGAGUUAAAGAAGGUGAUCAUUUGUGUUUUGAGUACUACUGCAAGCCAUUUGCAUUUUCAUGUAGAAAAGAUAUUGCAAAGGCUUGUUUCUAUAGCACUCUGAAUUUGAGACAAGUUGGAAGGGAAAGCAGAAGACAGCAUUGGAUCCAUUCUAUGAAGAUGAAGAAAGAAGAUACAGUUCGAGGAUUAGGCAGCAGUAGUCACAAAACAGAUUCAACCUCUCAUGUUGCAGCUGGGAAUAAAGUUUUACCUAUAACUGACUCCACAUUGUCAUCCUCCACAGCCGCAAAUCAGCAACAAAGCUCACAAGAAAAGAAAGAGAACAAGCUUGAUAAAACCAGAACAAUGUCACGAAUGAAGGAGCUGCUUAGAUGGGCUGCUGCUGCAAAAUCAGAGAAGGGAGCCAAAUUUAUUGGCAGAAAGGUUCUACAGUUUCGAAAUCGAUCAGUUUUGAAAGCAGUGCCGGAUGAUGAACAAUUAAGCCUGGAAUCUCCUAAGAUAAGUUUCAGGUGGGAGGUGGAAAGUUGCUCCACCACUCCAUCUGUCUACUCUGGAAUUUCAAUGGCUUCUUCAUCGAAGAAUUAUGAUCAUCAAACCAACAUAAUAUCUUUGAAUUCAACUCCUAUUCAUGACAUGAGUCAAUUCACUCCAAGAAAAGGAAAUUGGAUCACCACAGACUCUGAAUUUGUGGUGCUAGAGCUAUAAAGAAAAGAUCUAAAGAGGUUGGAGAAGAUAUGACUGAUCUUGCAUGGAUCUGAAACAAAUUGAAGAACUGCGGCUUGAUUAGUCAAUUGUUAUAAGAGUAUUUAUAGAUGGGUUUGGCUCUAUUUCUUUUUAUUAGUGAAGAUAUUAGAGAGCAUUGAAAUGUAACAAAAACUUCUUGAAGAUGGCCUACAUUGCAUGCAUGCUUUACUUAAUUAACCAAUUAUAUCUUCUAUUA
Mangifera indica (mango) is the source of this 1347-nucleotide messenger RNA. RefSeq lists its product as uncharacterized. NCBI's taxonomy places the organism in Eukaryota, Viridiplantae, Streptophyta, Magnoliopsida, Sapindales, Anacardiaceae. The transcript has 5 exons. The coding region runs from base 276 to 1112 and encodes 278 amino acids. The record is from RefSeq and is a predicted model, not a curated record.